AUGGGUCAAGAUGCCCCGAAAAGGCCUCGCAAGCAAGCUGGUGCCAGCAACCACACGGAAAGGUUGCUUCAGAGUAAUCCGUUCUCGGCACUUCCCGAAGAAGCAGAUGUAGAUCUAGUUGAGAAACGGGAAAAAGUGCCCCCACUCUUCACCUCGACGAAGGAACUCGCGUUGCCCAGGAAUGAGCUGGCUAAAAAUCAAAUCCAUCCGCUGUUCAAGCUGUGCAGCACGGGGAUCACAAUCUUGUGCUCGACGCUGGUGGACUACAACGCUGUUGGCACUAUUCUUCAGCUGAACCGGUUUGAGUUCUACACUCACGACGUUCCUGGAAGAAAACCACUGAAAAUGGUGAUCCGUGUUCCCAUUGCGAGACGUGAUGAAACCAGUGCAUUCCGGGACCAGUUGUACCUGGUGCCCUUCGAUAAAGACUCCACCAGUGUGGCAGUUCUGCGGCAGAUUCGCGCACUGUUCAACAUCGUGAUUCAGUGGGAGCAGUAUCGCCCUCGGCACCGUGACGUGACACAGUGCACUAAUUGUCUGGCAUUUGGGCACGGUACGAAUAAUUGUCACAUGAAGGCUCGUUGUUGCAAAUGUGCUGGGGCUCACAAUACUACCGCCUGCAAGAAGGAAGAAGAAGCUGAACCUAAGUGCGUGAACUGUCAUUCCAACCAUCUGGACAGCGAUAGGAGAUGUCCCAAGCGAGUAGCCUUCAUCCAAAUCCGACAACAGGCUUCCACGAGGAACCAACCUGGUCGCCACCGCAAUAAUCGUGCUCCUCUUGUCAACAAGGACACGUUUCCUGUACUUCCGGCUCGUCGUAUGGUCCCGAACCUAGCACCGCUUCCACUAAACCAGCGCCCCUCCCCUCCCACUCGUUGCAAAUCCAACAACAGAUCAAGCGGGCCCCAGCCACCGUUCUGUUCAGCAUCGCCUCACUGA
Molecule: messenger RNA, 939 nt
Organism: Ochlerotatus camptorhynchus
Lineage: Eukaryota; Metazoa; Arthropoda; Insecta; Diptera; Culicidae
Exons: 1
Coding region: 1-939 (312 amino acids)
Source: RefSeq, a predicted model, not a curated record